This is a messenger RNA of Panicum virgatum (switchgrass), 1678 nucleotides long. Its product is annotated as aldo-keto reductase family 4 member C10-like. The transcript has 7 exons. Gene Ontology annotation, cellular component: cytosol. NCBI's taxonomy places the organism in Eukaryota, Viridiplantae, Streptophyta, Magnoliopsida, Poales, Poaceae. The coding region runs from base 453 to 1388 and encodes 311 amino acids. The record is from RefSeq and is a predicted model, not a curated record. Gene Ontology annotation, molecular function: aldose reductase (NADPH) activity.
UGCCGGCAGUUUUGGCUGGCGGGCUUGGGCGAAAGCGCCGGCAGGAAAUCGUGUUUUUCGUCGCAUUCCAAGCGUUGCUUCAUGCGUUGCUGCGACUGCGAGGCCUGGACCUGCGAUUCCAAGCGAGGAACGGCGGCGGAAUCAAGGUAUGGCGGUCGCCUCGCCGUACCGGGUCCUCCGCCCCUGCCGCCCACUAGAGGACAGAGGGGAGGGUUGUGGUGUUCUACAGACAAGUAUAGUAAUUCACUCCGUUCCACAAAUGAAAUCCCCACUCCACUUGCAGUGACCAACUGCUGCCUACUAGUUGGUGGAGCAAGCAAACAACCUCCACGCCUCUACCACCUCCAUACUCACAGUCACAGGCCCCAAUCCCAUCCCGCCCCCAACGAACCUGCAUCUUUGAUAGCCUCCCUCUGCUUUCCCCUCCGAUCUUGCUCGGUCCCUGGCCAAACAUGUCCGAGUCAUUUGUUCUCAACACCGGCGCGAGGAUCCCGUCGGUUGGCCUUGGCGUAUGGCAAACUCAGCCUGACGCUGUCGGCAACGCCGUCUAUGCUGCUGUCAAGGCUGGGUAUCGGCACAUUGAUUGCGCUGCAGCAUACAGCAAUGAGAAGGAGGUGGGCUUGGCCUUGAAGAAAUUAUUUGAGGAUGGUGUGGUUAAGCGUGAAGAUAUGUUUAUCACCUCUAAGCUGUGGUCCACUAAUCAUGCACCUGAAGAUGUGCCGGAGGCAAUUGGUACCACACUUCAAGAUUUGCAGCUUGACUAUUUGGACUUGUACCUUAUUCAUGGUCCAUUCCGAAUCAAGAAGGGAGCUACGAUGAGCCCUGAAAAUCUUAUCCCUACUGAUAUCCCUGCUACAUGGGGAGCAAUGGAGAAGCUAUAUGACACUGGCAAAGCUCGUGCAAUCGGUGUGAGUAAUUUUUCAUGUAAGAAGCUGGAGGAUUUGUUCGCCAUUGCACGUGUUCCUCCAGCAGUCAAUCAGGUUGAGUGCCAUCCGGUUUGGCAGCAAGACAAGCUCCGUCAGCUUUGUCAGUUGAAGGGUGUUCAUCUUUCUGCCUUUUCGCCCUUAGGUUCACCUGGAUCACCUGGGUUCAAUGGCCCAAGUGUCCUCAACAACCCCAUUGUGAUCUCUGUUGCUGAGAAGUUGCAGAAAACACCUGCCCAGGUCGCUCUACGCUGGGGAAUUCAAAUGGGCCACAGUAUACUUCCCAAAAGUGCUAAUGAAGCAAGGAUUAAGGAGAACAUCGACAUAUUUGACUGGUCUAUUCCUGAAGAUCUGAUGGCGAAGUUCUCUGAAAUCAAACAGGUUAGGUUGCUGAGAGCCGAAUUUGCAGUUCACCCCCAGAGCGGCUAUAAUACACUGGAGGAUGUUUGGGAUGGCGAGAUAUAAAGCAUACAGAUAUGUCCAGAAUAAAUGAGCAGGGCGAGGGAAAUAAUCUUAUAUGCUUUGCCUGGGCAGCUGAGAAUGAUUGCCUUCAUUUGGAGAAAGGACAUGUGAAUGUUUGCCCUAUGUUACUCUUAUAGCCGCUUUUUUUCAUUGUAUCCAAAGAUGACUGUUACAAAUAAAGUAACACAGUUGUUCAAAUUAUCUUUAUGACAAGGACGAUGUUGGAGUAUGUUAAACCAUCCAAGAUCAAAAUAACGGCUUCUAGUUAGUACAAAAAAAGGUCAGUUUUCAUU